AUGGAUGGUCGUCUACUACGCUUGGUCCGGGAACGUGCAGCGGAGCAACCACCUGUGGGCUGCCAGCAAGGGGGAGCUGGUGGGGGAGGAGCUGAGCAUGAGGCUCCUGUUGCUGUAGGCAUUGAUGGAGGAGCUGUUGCACCGACCAUUGACAUGGGAAUGAUCGGCACGAGCUAUGGAGAUGAGCACAUCUCCGUGACGCCGCUGCUGGAGGGAAGACACGACCUUACCGCAUGGGACAACACCAAGCCUGGCCCCAAACAACCCUGUGCAACGAAGAGAGGACUGCCGCCGGAGUAUGGAUUUCUUUGCUGCAAGCUCAACAUUUCUAGCCGAGAGAUGACGGUCAAACGUGUGUCCAUUGAGGUGGUGAUGGAGGAGCAGACCCUUUCCAUCAAACAGAGCUACAAGCAGAUCACCAGUGAUGCAUCGGCUUUCUAUGGCGCUGUCAACACAAUCGUGGCUACAACGGGGGUCAACGGGAAGGAAGGGAAAGGAGGAAGGGAGCAGAUGGACAAGAAGAAGGAUGGCAAGCGGGAGAAGAAGCGAGCUCCCUUCAAGGGGCGCUGCAACUACUGCAAUAAGGAGGGGUACAUGGCUGCCAAGUGUCCGAAGAAGAAGGAUACAAUGCCCACGGCAGCCGCGAACGUAGCCGAAGGAGACGGGAAGGGCGUGGUGCUCACCGUCGUGUGUUUGGUUGCGAAGUUGCUGGUCGACGACAAGAACUUGUGGUUCCUUGACUCGGGAUGCUCCCAACAAAUGACAAGCUGCAAGGAGACAUUCAUGGCGAUCCGUGACCCAUCUGCAACGAAAUCCGUCAAAGGGUUUGAUGGUACUAUGCAGGAAUUCGCCGGUGUUGAAUGA
Molecule: messenger RNA, 864 nt
Organism: Closterium sp. NIES-65
Lineage: Eukaryota; Viridiplantae; Streptophyta; Zygnematophyceae; Desmidiales; Closteriaceae
Source: the annotation of a GenBank genome assembly